GGCAGUAGCUCGCGCCGGGGUCGAGGGCGUGGCGGCCCGGCAGCCGGCGCCGCACAGACUCUGCCGCGGCCACCUCCCGCCGUGUCUCCCCGGAGGCCCAGCCCCUUUGCGACUCCCGAGCUCCCGCAUAGCCCGUCUGGCAGCCCCGGCCUCUCCUUCCCUUACCUGCCUGCCUGCUGCGGCGACCACGCGCGCAGUUGAUGCCUGGUAGACAUCUUUGAACUUUAAAAACGGAGAAGACCUGCUUUUAGAGGAAAAUGCUGAGGGACGCUAUGAAGUCUUGGAAUGAUAGCCAGUCAGAUCUUUGCAGCACUGACCAUGAAGAGGAAGAAGAGAUGGUUUUUGGUGAAAAUGAAGAUGACUUGGAAGAGAUGAUGGAUUUAAGUGACCUGCCUACCUCACUUUUUGCUUGCAGUGUCCAUGAAGCAGUGUUUGAGGUGCCGGAGCAGAAGGAGAGAUUUGAAGCACUCUUCACCAUCUAUGAUGACCAAGUUACGUUUCAGUUGUUCAAAAGCUUUAGAAGAGUCCGAAUAAAUUUCAGCAAGCCUGAGGCGGCGGCACGGGCUCGGAUAGAACUCCAUGAGACAGACUUCAAUGGCAGGAAGCUGAAGCUGUACUUCGCACAGGUACAGAUGUCCAGUGAAACACGGGACAAGUCCUAUUUACAGCCGCCCCAACCUGCCAAGCAGUUCCUCAUCUCCCCUCCUGCAUCACCUCCGGUGGGGUGGAAGCAAGGGGAAGACGCAACGCCUGUUAUAAACUAUGAUUUACUCUGUGCUGUUUCCAAGUUGGGACCAGGAGAGAAAUAUGAACUUCACGCAGGAACCGAAUCCACACCAAGCGUGGUGGUUCACGUCUGUGAAAGUGAAACUGAAGAGGAAGAAGAAACAAAAAACCCCAAACAGAAAAUCACCCAGACACGGCGCCCAGGACCUCCGACCGCAGCGCUGAGCGAGCCUCGGGCCUUCGACUGUGCACUUUGAGGCUUUGGUGGCGUGGCGCGGAGCCGCUGCCCACCUGGCCUGGGAUGGCGGGGACAUGCCCAUCCGUGACCUUGACCACUGCUAUGCCAAGGGGAGGCCGGGGGGCAUGGAGCACCCACACUGGGGACAGUAGAACACGGAGUAGCAGUUUUAACUGAUCAGUUAAAAUCACAGCUUUUAACUGAUGUUCUGAACAGAAUAUUACUUUAAAGGAUUAGCCCCCACCACGUGGCAACUCUUGACCACUUUUAAAUAGCAAAUUAGGAGAAUGGCUUCCUCCAGAAACAUUGAUUUCCCUGAUUCUGGAUAGCACGGGGUACCCCAAAGUGAAAACUGUAGUCACCCAGGGCAGUUCCAUUUUUGAGAACUUAAAAAUAGUCGUAUAAUUAAAAAAAAAAAUUAGUCUUACAAUUUUAAUAAUCUAGUUGGGUAUGUUUGUACCAGUCUUUUGGCUUCCAACAAGUCUGUUGGUCAAAGAUUCAUUGCUAUUCAAUAUACAUGGAAUUUUUGGCCCAGAAAGAGACCUGACAUAGAGAAUAAUUCAUAGAAAGUAAUUUUUUCUUCUCAAGUGGUUUUUUUUUUCUUUAGCUUUGGGGAAGAAAUGCCGAGUUCCCUUCAACUGUCAGAAUCAAGGUGCCCAAAUCUACGUGCACACUGUUCUCAUCAGAGUGAUACAUAAUAGACCCCAGUUCCUGAUAGGCGCCCAGGCAAAGAGCUGCUGCUUUGGGAACGAGACGCAUCACCUGUGAGCUUGAUGCCUGUGACCUCAUGCGGCUGCCACACUCUCCCAUUUGUGACACAUCCUGGCCUGUAGCUCGGACUGUCUUCAACCACCAGUUGGGUGGUCAUUAUUCAUAUUUGUGUGUCAUCAUUCAUAGACUUUAAAUCAGAAAAAUACUGAUAAGAUUUUCCGAAGACUGUUUUUAAAUUGUCCAUUCAAACAUUUUUCUGUUGGCUUUGACACAGAAGUCACACACAUAGUAUUUCUGUGAGUUAAAGAAAGAUGUAACAGAUAGGGAUAAUUCAUUGGUCAGAGUUUCUUUUGGGUGAAAUUUGUUUACUGUGGCUUCCCGUUGGCAUUUUCCCUUAAAACAGAAUUGUUUCCUGCUUGUGUUUGAGGGUGUAUCAUUGAACAGACAUCUUCUUAACUCUUUUGUGGUCUGUUUGAAUUUCAAAGUACUUUUUGUAGAAAAGUGUCGUAACUAAGAAUGCUUUGCUUCAGGUCAGGUGGCCAUACUGGUUCUCUGCUCCCUCCAAGGUUUUCUUUGUAAGACAAGUGUCUGGGGCUCCUCGCUGUGUCUGUGCAAGGACUUGUGAGUUUGGACUAAUAAACCAGUGUGGCUGCCACGACAACAGAAAGAAAAAUGCAGAAAUUCAGAUCAUGCUUUCGAUACAUUUUUGGUAAUGUGUUUCAGUGGUCUAGAUGUUCUUAUUGUGGUAGAAUUUAUUUCUAAGGACUUAAACUUUAUUGCAAAAAAAAGUUUUCUAUAUUUUCCUUACCUUAAAAUAUGCUGAGAUGAUCGACUCUUCUGUUUGUAUAUAUCCACCACUGGUAAGCCUCGAUGUAAAAUUCAGUUGAAAUUUGUGAUUCUGCAAGCAGCUUAUUAAACUUAUUAAUUUAUUAUUUGGCAGUGUAACUGGCAGUCACUAAUACAUUUACUUUGCAGUUCUAAAUUCAGCCAGAUUUUAAUCUUAUCUAGGUGCACGAACUUAUCAUUGCAGAACAAACUCUGUAAGUCAGGAAAUGUAUGUAUUUUCAAUGCUUGGAAAUUUUUGAGUUUUCUUUUAGGUAAUAUUUAUUCACUGUAAUUUUCUAAGUGAUCAAAAGUCAUGAUGCUUUUUUAUUUGGCUUGGCUUUCAUGCUCUACCUUCCAAUUAAAGAGUAUUCUAUCCCUAACUUAAAACUGCCUUUUAUAGUCCAACAAUGCAAAUUUAAGCGUUAGUUGCUCAGUUGUGUCUGACUCUCUGUGACCCCAUGGACUGUAGCCCACCAGGCUCCUCUGAUCAUGGAAUUCUCCAGGCAAGAACACUGGAGUGGGUUGCCAUUUCCUUCUCUAGGGACUCUUCCUAACCCAGGGAUCAAACCCAGAUCUCUUGCAUUGCAGGCAGAUUUUUUACCGCAUGAGCCACCAGGGAAGCCCCCACCCCACCAAUGCAAAUUACCUGAAUAUUUCUUUUUCUCUUUUCUUUAUUUUUUUUCAGUGUUGAAUAAAUUGAAGAAAAACUUAAACCAAGAUUAAGUAUAUAUUAAAUAAUAUAUUUUUAAUUUAAUAUAUGUAAAACUUUUCUGAGGCUUUCCCCAGUGGUCCAGUGGUUAAGACUCCAGUCUUCCACUGCAACUUUUCUGAAUGGAAAACAUUAAUAUUUUUGUUCUUUCUAGUAUAUUAUUUCCACAACAUGAGCUCUGAAAGAAAAACUACUAAAUCCAUUCACUUUUUAAAAUUUUUGUCUGUAACCCACAGCUUGAGAGAAUCUUAUUUCCUUGACCAGGGAUUGAACCCAAGCCCUUGGCAAUGAAAGCACCAAAUCCUAACCACUAGACCCCCAGGAAGUUCCUACCCAUUAACAUUUUAAUAUUGUGAAAUCAACCAGAAUCUCCCCAGGUAUUAUGAUCUCUGAUCUGUUUUGACUAUUGUGUAUCCAAUUCAUGUGUCCAUCUUGUGAGAGACGAGUCUCAUUCAUCUUUUAUUUAAGUACCUUUUAAUAAGUUUUAUCUACAUUUCUUCUUUGAAACCGAGUCAUCACUUAGAUUUAACUGUAGCCAUGGUUUCUUUAGACACCAUAAUCUCAGGAAUCAGGUUAGGCAAUUGUGAGGAGAGAAGAUGAUGCUUUUUGUUAGGAAAAAACAUUUGUAGAAGAUAAAAUCAUAAGACAAUAAAAAUAGUCAACAGAACUUGCAAUGCAUGGGCUCUUGUGGUCUAGAUUCUUUCUCUCUACCCACCUGACGAAACCAGAAGUGAAUCUGUUAUAUUUAGAAGUGUACGCCUCUGAGCAUCUACUAGUUUAGGUGCUAAGAGGCAGAAGUGGUAAAAACAGUUCCCUUGCCUUGAAGAGCUGAAAAUCGGGUGAAAGCAAACUAGUCUUUCCACAUUCUGCUUCUCCAAAAUGUUGUCACUAAAACCUAUCAGUAAUGAAGAGUCAAGUAAAAGCUACUGGGAACUUUUAAGUUCAACAUAAAGGGUAUUUUUUAAAAUUGAAAUAUAGUUGAUUUUCCAGUGUUCUGUUAGUUUCUGCCGUACAGCAAAGUGAUUCAGUAUAAAUUCAGAUACAUAUUCUUUUUUAUAUUCUUUUCCAUUGUGGUUUAUCACAGGAUAUUGACUAUAGUUCCCCGUGCUAUACAAUUGGACUUUGUUGUUUAUAACAUAAAAGUUUAAAUAAACAUUUUGGUUUAUGGGAUAUUCAAAUCAAAGAGAUGCCAGGAGAUAGUAGCACUUUGGUUCUUCUAGAAUAUGAUUGUUUUUCCCAUUCGCAUUAAUCCCAUCUUUUUAAAAUGUUGUGAUAUAAGGUGAAAAUAUUUGAUUUCUCAGAAUCUCAAUUACAGAGCUGAAGGCAUCUUUGGAAAUCGUAUAGUUUAUCCUCGCGUUGCUUAGAUUACAAAGCAGGAGAUGUGACUUGCUACGAAGCGCACAGAAAGCAGCCCAGGCUCUAGAAUUGCCAGUCCCAACUUCCGGGCUGUGGCUUGUGUGUACUUUUUCUUGCAUUGACUUCUUAAAGACACUCAGAGACAGCAAUAACCAGCCAUAAGAAACAAAAGGGGAAAAAAUUCCUUUUCCCCAGUGAGGUACAAUGAGUAAGAAAAAUCUUAUCUGAUGACGUCAGUGACUUAGUAAUUUCAAUGAAUGAAUUUAAUGUUCCAUGUUUUGUGUUUUUGUUGUCAUUGUACCAUUGGAUUUGGAAUCUACUUAAUGUUAUUUUGGUAGCCAGGAAUUGUGGUGACAUUUUAUGUAGGCUUUCCUAGAUUUUCAUAAUAAUCAGAUUAAAGUAUAAAUAGGCGUCCUUGAGACAUGACUGUAAUGAAGCAGAAUGAGAUCUAAUGUGAUUUGGAAAGAGCUUGCAGUGGAAGGGCACCUCACUCAGUGUGUGUGAGAUGGAAUUCUGGUAAUGGCUGAAGGCUGAUCUGUGCUUCGUGUUUUUAUAUAGACUUUUUUUUUUUUACAGCCCAUGGCUUUAUUUUUAAAAGGGAAAAUCUAAAACAUAAUUAAGUGUUGGAAAUGACAAAAUUCUUCAGUGUGUCAAGCUCACUGUUUGGUGGAUGUCUCUUUUCUCCAGAGUUGUGUACUUCAUACCUGUCCUACAGUGAGAUCAGUCAGUCUUUCCCUUCUUGGCUCACUUGCAUUUCUAUCUUCCUGUAGGAAAGGAAAGGAAUUUCUUACAAUAAGUAUGCUAAUAUAAAGAAACUAAAGACUCGGAGAAGUAGUUGCCUUCUAGUUGAAGAAAUAAGUCCAUGUUGUAGAACUGUGUCUUUUAAAAGGUUCAACAAAUUUAAAGAAUAAGAUUUAUGAACCUUCUCCAACAAUUUGAUAAAUACAUGUUUUUUAAACUUCCAUUGGAGUGGGGUCAGUCAGAGCCCCUUCAUUGGAAUGCCAUUGUUUUUUAACCAUGAAUCAGGGGGAAAUUGUAAUAAUUUGUAGAGUGUCGUUAUUAACGAAUAUACAAGCAACAAAGCAACCGAAAUUUCCAAUUCCUAGAUUCACUGAUCAAAAAAUUAUAAAGACGGUCAAAUUAGAACUUUCCAGCUAGGGUUAAAAAGAGCUAAGCUUGGGCUGAGUCAAAGUAUCCCUGUCCAUUUAAACAAAAAUUUGAAGGCCUUUUGCUACAUCAGUCAUGUGGUCUCUCCUGUCAACCUACAUUUCUAAACAAAACCAUGUUCUGCAGGCUCUUGGAACUCCUGCGUGGCUUUGACUGACUGUCCAUUCUUGUCAUAAGGGAAGACUUAUAUCUCUGCACCUAAUCUGGGUUUUCUGUGCUGUUUUCUCUUCAGUCCCCAGGCUUCUAACUCAGACUGGGGACUGAGGAGAGAGAAAGGUGGCUAGCCCUGCUAUUGUGCCAUACUCCUCCCACCGCUUCUCAGCCCAAGUGGGGGCCCCGUGAUUUCAUUCCUCCUAUACUGUGUGUAGCCUCCAAGUUCAAGAAAUGUUUCUCCACCAUUUCACUUCUGUGUUAACUGAACGCAGGAGUCAGAUUUAUUAUUUUAAUCUGCAAAUGUCUGUUAUCUUGUGUUACAUUUUGGGGCACGUUACCUUUCUGCUACUAUCAUCUGUAGUGAAUAUUACUGUACUUCCAAAAACUGGUCAAUAAUUCAUAUGUGUAUAUUCUGCCCUUUAGUAUGCUUAAAGUGGUGAUUCAUAGUCUGUAGUACUUUGUCAACUUUGGCUCUUCUGUAUUUUGAGGACAUUUAAACAUUCCUUGUCUUGUCAAGGUGACAAAAGCAUAAUGUAAUUUUGGGGGAAAUCUUUGUGAUUAAUGGUAACAGUUUUGUUUUUAAAGCUAAUAAAGUUAGUUGUUUUUUUUUAA
Dama dama (fallow deer) is the source of this 6497-nucleotide messenger RNA. It is a transcript of the gene RCAN3, whose product is annotated as RCAN family member 3. Gene Ontology annotation, molecular function: calcium-dependent protein serine/threonine phosphatase regulator activity; structural constituent of myelin sheath; nucleic acid binding. The transcript has 5 exons. Gene Ontology annotation, cellular component: paranode region of axon; cytoplasm; Schmidt-Lanterman incisure. The record is from RefSeq and is a predicted model, not a curated record. The coding region runs from base 258 to 983 and encodes 241 amino acids. Gene Ontology annotation, biological process: regulation of myelination; calcium-mediated signaling; peripheral nervous system myelin formation. Lineage: Eukaryota; Metazoa; Chordata; Mammalia; Artiodactyla; Cervidae.